GUCCGUGGCUAAGCUCGGGCAAGAUGGCGGCUCGCUGCUCCUCGCGUUGGUUGUCGCUCGCCGUGUCUGGAGCCAGGGGACAGCUGCUCUCAGGGGCUCAGCGAUGGCACCGGGCUGAGGGGGCGCUGUGGGUGGCCCUGCGAGGAGCUGACCGGGCCCAUGCACUGGGCACCUCCCAAUUCCAUACCAGUUCAUUCUCUUACAACAAAGCUGAUUUUUACCAGAUUCUGGGAGUCCCUAGGAAUGCCAGCCAAAAGGACAUAAAGAAGGCUUAUUACCAGCUAGCCAAAAAAUACCAUCCAGACACCAACAAGGAAGACCCUCAGGCUAAGGAGAAAUUCUCACAAUUAGCAGAAGCGUAUGAGGUUUUAAGUGACGAAGUUAAACGCAAGCAGUAUGACACCUAUGGUACUGCUGACUUUGCUGCUGGGGCAGGUGGAGGGGGACAACAUUUUUGGAAAGGCGGUCCCAGUGUGGAUCCAGAAGAACUCUUUCGUAAGAUCUUUGGAGAGUUUUCUGGUGGGUCACCUUUUGGAGACUUCAAUUCAAUAUUUGAGCAGCCGCAGGAGUACAUCAUGGAUCUAACAUUCAUUCAAGCAGCAAAGGGAGUGAACAAGGACAUCUCUGUAAAUAUCACAGACACGUGUCAGAGGUGUGACGGUAAAGGCAACGAACCAGGAACUAAAUUGCAGCAUUGUCACUACUGCAAUGGCACUGGCAUGGAGACUAUUAACACAGGCCCGUUCGUUAUGCGGUCGACAUGCCGGCGCUGUGGUGGGAGGGGAUCCGUGAUGACUAACCCUUGCCUGUCUUGUAGAGGAACCGGUCAAACCAAGCAGAGGAAGUCUAUAACGGUUCCUGUCCCUGCAGGUGUGGAAGAUGGGCAGACAGUGCGAAUGCCAGUGGGAAAGAAAGAAAUAUUUAUAACUUUUCGAGUUCAGAAAAGCCCCAUCUUUAGACGAGACGGGGCAGAUAUCCACUCAGACCUGUUUGUGUCAAUCGCUCAAGCAGUCUUGGGAGGCACGGCCCGUGCGCAAGGACUUUACGACCCAAUCAAUGUUGCUAUACCAGCUGGCACACAAGCAGAUCAGAGGAUUCGAAUAGGCGGCAAAGGAAUUCCAAGAAUGAAUAGCUAUGGUUAUGGAGAUCACUACAUCCACAUAAAGAUCCGUAUCCCAAAGCAGUUAACUGACCGUCAGCGGGUACUAAUGGCAAGCUUUGCUGAGGAUGAAACAGAAGUGGAGGGCACAGUGAAUGGGAUCACAAAUACAUCAACAGGCAGAGCCCAGCACAGACCUGCAGCUGGGGAAGAGAGUCCUGAGGCUGAGCAGGCAGGGCAGAACAAGGAGGGAUUCCUAAGCAAACUAAAGAGAAUGUUUAGCUCCUGAAAUCCUGGUGAGGAAAGAGAUCAACCAGCAACUAGGCUAGAAGCAAAACUAGAGCAAUUCCUUUGAACUAUUAAGUUGUACGUAUCUAGUGAUCCUGUGAUCUUCAACACGCCAAGCAGGAUCCGCCAGUUCCAUGUCCAUAUAUUAACACAGCAGACACCAUGAUAUUCAUAACAGCCAGGUUUUGGGCUCUAAAAUUGAAGUACUGCCCAUGUUAUUCUAUUAUUGUCCCUUAUGAUCCUUAUGUAUGUUUGUUUUGUUCCGUUUUUUUUUUUGUUUUUUUUUUUUAAAUGUGCAUAUGUCAUGCUUGAAUGGUUCGAUAUGUUUAGGGAAACAUGUAUAUGAUUAUUCUAGUCCCACUCUUAAAGCUAUGUCAGGUAAGCAUUAGGCUUGUUUAUAUAUUGUGCUAGGAAACUGGUAACAAAUAUGUUUAACAUACGUACUUACUUCUACUUGCCUAACCUUGCUUCCUUUUCAACAAAUCGGACCACUGUUUGUGUGUGCAAUUCUGUUACCUUUCAUAAAUCUUAGUACAUCAUAUGACAUUGAUGGAAACAGAUGCAAGAGCAACUACUAUGGCAGACAUAUUUGAUAUUAAUAUCUUCUAUCCAAUAGGCUCUGCACUAACCCUAGAAAUAGUUUUAUAUAUUUGCUAGCACUUUUUCCAGUACAUUGUACAGACAAAUUACAUUUCUUGCAGCGUAUCAGCCUAUCGUACUUUAAGUGAAAAUAACUUUGCCUUUUUAAACGUAGAGUACCAUCUAAUAUUUUAUACCAUAAAUUAUGGUAGAGUACAAUAAAAUAAUUUAAAAUUCCUGUUAAUUUCAAAACAAUUCAAACAGCUGUUGCUACAGCUAAGCAAGUGUUUCGUGGCUGCUUUUCCUGCAGUGGAUUUCAGAGGUUAACGUCUCCUAUUGGAUUUCCUGUCACAAUCCUUUUUUCGGAGGAUCACGAUGGUAUUCAACAUGGUGCUCUGCUGUCAAAAGGCUGUACUGACUGGGCAAGUUUAGGAAAAGGUCAGAUGCCACCAAAAUAUAGAAAUCCUUACUGCAUCAAUGUGAAUUCUAAAACUAUACCACCUGUUUUGGAGGUGGAGAGGUGUUUUUUUUGUUUUGAAAGGUGAUUUUCCAUUUUUCUUUCAAACGUUAUCUUUUUUUAGUAUUAGGAUUUGAAGCAUUACAAGAGGUGUGCAAUACGUAUGCAUUGAAAAAGUUAAAUUUAAAGGAAUAAAAGGUUUAAAAACAUGUUUAAAAAUAAGAAUAUGUAAUUGGGAUACCCAACAUGUAGAUCACCUGUUGUAGCACGUCCGUUCCCAUAAUACUUUGCAAGCCUAAAGCUAGUUGUAGUUGAACAGUUAGUGGACCUGUCUUGUCUGGUCAUCCCUGAUACGUACAUGAAGCAAAUUCUGCUUAUCAAACCUCUUUUAGAAGCAGUAUUGGGAUAUUGAUCUUCUCUGCCUUCUGCAGGGAUUUUGUGAGACAACGUUGAGAAAUACAGAGAUCAUCAUAGUUAUGAAGUAAACAACUGAGUUGCAGUUAAUUUAUCAUUGUGAAUUUCUGUAUUCGACUUCACCACAGCUUUCCUGAUCUAGCAAAUGUUCCAGCCAUUCGGACACUGGUGGCAUCUUCUGUUGAUAUCGAUCUCCAAUGUUCAGUUACACUAGUUUCACUUUAAAUCUUAGCCAUUAUAUCAAUCAGAAGGGGUUUUAAUGGCAGUACUGGGUCUUCAAGCAACCCGAUUAAUAGUGAGUUAAGCUGAGUAACACAGGGUUUUAUGCUGCCUAUAAUUUAAGGUGAAACCUUGGGAUUAUAAAUUACUGGAUCCUAAUUGCCCCACAGCUCAACUGGAACUCUACAGACUGCUUCUAGAAAAAGGGGAAAAAGCCUCUUAAAGCUUGAGUGCUUCUCCUUCCCGCACUACAUAGCUGUUCACAAAUGAAAACCGAGUAUUGACACUUAUUGUGUAGAAUUCUGUAUACAUUCUUUAAUUGCAUCCUAGCUUCAGCUUUCUUGAUUCCCCUGACCUUUGCCAUUCAAACAUUGAAGGACUCAGCAAAUUAUUAAAUGUCUAAACUUCAAUAUAAUAAAUUACUAAACUACUAUCUUACAUACGCCACCUUAGAAAGAGUUAUAAAUAAGCUUUAAAAUGUAAAAGGAGGCCUCUUUUGGGUUGGAGAUUCAUGACGCAGAUUUAAGAUUAGAUUAUGUUAAAUAAGAGAAUUGUUAACUCUUGUAAUUAAAUAGCAUUUUUCCCGUAGCACUCAAUGGGAGAGUUGGUAUUCUGUUAUAGAAAGUACUGCUUUCUCAUAUAACCAUAUCUAUUCAUUGCUUGGACCCAGUAGUGCUCAAUCCAAGAGCACCCAAAUUAUGUUAAGUGCCUGUUAAUCAUAAUUCAAACCAAAUUAAAGACCGAUAACCUAUAGGAGGACUGUGUAAUGCACUUUAGAGCAGAAUGGCCAAUCGGUAGACCCACAACUAGUUUAGAAUUGAAUCUCCCAUGAUGCUUUCAGCCACCUCUGCCUAGAAAGCCACUAAAAUGUAAUAAUUUAAAGUUGCCCUUGUUCGCUUUGUCAUCUGAUGAUUUUUAGCUCUCUACAAUUAAUAGUAGAAUUGGAAUAAAUAUCAGACAUCUUGAGGGUAUGUUUUGCUAGAUUGCUAAAAUAUUAAUUUGUCACCAGAGUAUUUGAUUUUUUUAAUUGUACAAUUUUUUGUCUGCCUCAGUUCUAGAAAGCCUCAACGCUGACCAUUUUAGGAUUUAGCCAACAUAUAAUUAACUUUGUGUAUCACUAAGCAGUGUGUUGGUUAUAACCCUGUCAUCGCAGCGUGGUUCUAAGGAAGGGCAUAUGUAAUGCUGUUGUAGAUUGUGAAAAAUAAAAUGCUGCUUUAUGGACUGUUUCGAAAUCCAAUUAAAAACAUUCACCAUUC
Molecule: messenger RNA, 4312 nt
Organism: Pelobates fuscus (common spadefoot toad)
Lineage: Eukaryota; Metazoa; Chordata; Amphibia; Anura; Pelobatidae
Gene: DNAJA3
Product: DnaJ heat shock protein family (Hsp40) member A3
Exons: 12
Coding region: 24-1388 (454 amino acids)
Biological process (GO): mitochondrion organization; negative regulation of apoptotic process; response to heat
Cellular component (GO): mitochondrion
Molecular function (GO): ATP binding; protein kinase binding; heat shock protein binding
Source: RefSeq, a predicted model, not a curated record